GUGUUUCCUUAUGGGCAGUGGGAUUAACAGGCCUGUUCUCCUGUGAUACUCCUCUCUUGGACAUGCUGCUUUUCGGAUCUCUAAUUUCCGCGGUGGACCCAGUGGCUGUGUUAGCACUAUUCGAAGAAAUUCAAGUUAAUGAGAUUCUGUAUAUAGUGGUGUUCGGGGAGUCUUUGCUCAAUGACGCUGUGACCGUCGUUUUGUACCAUCUGUUCGAAUCCUACACCGACAUGGGCCUCGAAAAUAUAUUGUAUAUAGAUGUGGUGUCAGGAUUCUUGAACUUCUGGGUGGUGGCCGUUGGUGGUACUAUUAUCGGAGUGAUUUGGGGCCUCGGAACUGCUUUGGUGACCAAGUAUACGAAUGAGGUGCGCGUCAUUGAACCCAUUUCCAUAUUUGUGAUGGCCUAUUUAGCUUACCUCAACGCAGAGAUCUUCCACAUGUCAGGUAUUUUGGCGAUAACUUUCUGUGGGAUUACUAUGAAGAACUAUGUAGAGGCCAACAUAUCCAACAAAUCCCAUACAACCAUUAAGUACGCCAUGAAAAUGCUUAGCAGUUCAUCGGAAACAAUAAUCUUUAUGUUUCUGGGUGUAGCUACCGUGAACAAUAACUACGACUGGAAUACAUGGUUUGUUCUGCUCACGAUUAUAUUCUGCUCAUUUUAUAGAGUUGUAGGUGUUAUAAUAUUCACAGCAAUAGCCAAUCGUUUUCGACUUCACCAGCUGAGUACGGUCGAAAAAUUCGUCAUGUCUUACGGAGGUCUCAGAGGAGCCGUAGCAUUUGCGCUUGUUCUGCUGAUAGAUCCCAAAGUCGUAAAACUUCAGCCCAUGUUCGUGACGACAACAAUAGUUGUGGUGUACUUCACGGUCUUCGUUCAAGGAAUAUCCAUAAAGCCCUUGGUGAAAUUUCUCAAUGUGAAAACUGCCGAGAAGAGAAAACCGACGAUGAACGAAAGGAUACAUGAAAGGAUUCAAACGAUUCGAUAACGCUUUUAUUCGCCCCUACCUCGUUAGGAAUCAUCAGGGAGCGGAACAAAAGAUCCUUGAAACCUACUCGAAGCUAGCUAUGCGAGACGCCAUGGAAUACAUGCGCAGAAAUGCAUCAACCAUUGGUAACAUUUCCGGAACGGAGAGCAUGUCCGCCAUAUUCAAAAAUUACACUGGAGGAAAUCUUAACGGCAGUACCAGUUUCAGUCAAUUGGAUUCCAGUACAUGGAAUAUCGACAUGCAGGAACUAGAAUAUAACCCUUCUAAAAAAGAUCUCACUGAUGCAAAAAUCCAUCAUUUGUUGGCUGAGGAGUUGGUGAAACCUUAUAGAAGGCAUCGCAAACUAAGUUACAGUCGACAUGCAGUUAACGACCGUGAUCUAUCGACUCAAGUCAAUUACAGGAUGCAUUUUAAUAUGAGAAGAUUGGUCGCAGACAAAAAACAUCAUCACAAGAGGCACAGCAAAAAAUUCAGUAAGGAUGGAAAACAAAACCACGUUAGCUUUCCGGAGUUCCAGCAAAAUGGCAGUGCUAAACAGUUCUGUACUGGUGGUUUAGAGAAUCCCCGUUCUUCUGUGAUCGGUCUCUUCAGAAGAGAAAGUAUCAGCUCCGAACCGUCUUGUAGCACUGAGUCGACCCCACAAAAGGAGAGAAGAGGUUCCGCCGGAAGAAAUGCAGUAAUUUUCAUAGAAGAUAGUCAUACAGAUAGCGAUCCUCUAGGCGUACUUCAUAAACAAAUGUCAGUGCCACCGUUACCACAACCACCUCAGACUCCAGGGCAAAGACGACAAACCCGACGCGGUUCUAUGCUCGAGCUGAGUACUGGAUCAAUCACUAGAGACAUCAUACCAGAAGAAGUUUUCGCAACUUCAUCAUUGAGAAGACCGUCUUGGUUCGCCCAUGCUACCUCACGGCGACCUAGUCUCUCACGUCAACAGUCUCUAGGUGAGGCCUUGAUAGGGAAUGCUUCUUCACCAUCUCCAACACCAUCAGAUUGCUCCGAGGAGGAUGAAGACGUGGAAUGUCUCAUGAAAGCCGGUUUCUGAUAUAAACACACGCCUUUCGAAAAGCUUUCGUCUAUACCGAUUCACAAAAACAGCGUCAAUAGUCUUCUACAAAUGAGAUACUCAAAUCUUCUGAAGAAACUGAAGCAUAAACACGAAGGAUGAAGAAAAAUCGCUUCCACAGUUAAUGAGUAGAAGAAAGAAACGGCCUUUCUUCAUUUCCACAGAGAAAUAUCUGUUGACGUGAAUGAACUGGAAAGGUGCUUAGCAAAUUUGAUAGAUCGCCAGCCUGUGCUAAAUUUUUUGGGGUGCUGUGAUACCUCUCAAAAAUAUAUUAUUUUUAUAGUCAGAAGUAGAAAAUGAGAAUGAGUUUCAACCAAGUAAAAAUAAUAAUUUGACGAAAGUUCUUGUGAGUGUUUUAUAAAUUUAGAUAAUAAUUAGGACUGGGAUUUUUCCUAACCAAACGACAUACGCAAAAAGUGAGUUAUAUAUGCAAAGGUGAUUAAUUCAUAUACGGCUUUCGUUAACUGAAUUUUUCAUAUCGAUACGAGUCAUUUUGUCAUACGGUAAGAAUUCGUGGGUUCAUUUAUUCUUGUACGGUUGAUCUAUCUUACCUUCCCGCUCCAUAAGUCAA
Molecule: messenger RNA, 2620 nt
Organism: Leptinotarsa decemlineata (Colorado potato beetle)
Lineage: Eukaryota; Metazoa; Arthropoda; Insecta; Coleoptera; Chrysomelidae
Gene: Nhe2
Product: Na[+]/H[+] hydrogen exchanger 2
Biological process (GO): sodium ion import across plasma membrane; proton transmembrane transport; regulation of intracellular pH
Cellular component (GO): plasma membrane
Molecular function (GO): potassium:proton antiporter activity; sodium:proton antiporter activity
Source: RefSeq, a predicted model, not a curated record